Messenger RNA from Diospyros lotus (date-plum), 1576 nucleotides. Its product is annotated as probable purple acid phosphatase 20. Gene Ontology annotation, molecular function: metal ion binding; acid phosphatase activity. The record is from RefSeq and is a predicted model, not a curated record. Bases 220 to 1518 code for a protein of 432 amino acids. The transcript is spliced from 5 exons. Lineage: Eukaryota; Viridiplantae; Streptophyta; Magnoliopsida; Ericales; Ebenaceae.
UAAGGAACGUACAUGCCAAGGCAAUCCAAUCCAAUCCAAUCCAGACAAAACCAUAAGCUGGCUGGAUCCAUUUCACGCUUUAAAUAAGCUGAUGAUCUUAAUUGUAUCAUUCAUAAUAUUCGCUUUCACGUACGGUUGGUUACUAGCAUAUUCCCUCCUCCUCCUCUUCUUCUUCUUCUCCUCCUCCUCCUCCUCCUCUUGUUUCACUUAAUUCCCCAAAUGGAAAUGGCCGCCGGCUCGCAGUUCGUCAUCUGCGCGUUUGCCGGAAUAUUGUUGCUCCUCUGCUGCGGCGGUGGCGUUCUUUCGUAUGACCGGCCGCCGCCUCGCCAAACCCGGUUCGUCCCAUCGCCGGAAAACCUCGGCUCUGCUUCUCCCCAACAGGUGCACAUAUCUCUGGUGGGCAGCGACCGGAUGAGAAUUUCGUGGAUUACCGACGAAGAGACGCCGUCGACGGUGAGAUACGGCUCUUCUCCCGGCGUCUAUGAUUCUUCAGCAAACGGGACGUCGUCGUCUUACCGUUAUCUGAUGUAUCAGUCUGGUGAAAUACACGAUGUGGUGAUCGGUCCAUUGAAGCCAAACACAGUGUAUCACUAUCGCUGUGGCUCCGACUCCGACCCCGAGCUCUGCUUCAAGACGCCGCCGGCUCAAUUUCCGAUCAAUCUAGCUAUCGUCGGCGAUCUAGGGCAGACAGACUGGACGAGCUCAACUCUCCAACACAUUUCAGAAUCAAACUACGACGUGCUACUCCUUCCCGGCGACUUGUCCUACGCCGACAUGGUCCAGCCGCUGUGGGACUCCUUCGGCCGGCUGGUCGCCCCACUGGCGAGCCGCCGCCCCUUGAUGGUGACUCAGGGCAACCACGAGAUCGAGAAGAUCCCGCUCCUCCAUUCCCAAGCCUUCACAGCCUAUAACUCGCGGUGGCGGAUGCCGUUUGAGAAUAGCGGCUCCGAAUCCAACCUCUACUAUUCCUUCGACGUGUCCGGCGUUCACGUUGUGAUGCUGGGAUCGUACACUGAUUUCAGUGCCGGGUCGGAGCAGUACCGGUGGCUGCAGGCGGAAUUGGGGAAGGUGGACCGGAGGAAGACGCCGUGGCUGGUGGCGCUGGUUCAUGCGCCGUGGUAUAAUUCGAAUACGGCUCAUCAGGGCGAGAGGGAAUCUGAUGAGAUGAAGGCCGCCAUGGAAAAGUUGAUCUAUGGAGCUCGGGUGGAUGUCGUCUUCGCCGGGCAUGUUCAUGCCUACGAGCGCUUCGCUCGUGUUUACAAAGGCGAAUCCAACAUUUGCGGCCCAGUGUACAUAAACAUAGGGGACGGUGGUAACCGCGAAGGCCUGGCCAACAAGUACAUUGAUCCGCAACCCAGAAUAUCAGUGGUGAGGGAAGCCAGUUUUGGGCACGGCCAGCUUCAAGUAGUGAACGCAAGCCACGCACUAUGGACUUGGCACAGGAACCACGACGACGAACCAGUUGCAGCUGAUUCCGCAUGGCUAAUCAACCUCACAUCUCUUCCUUCUUGUAAUUAAACUUACAAUUUAAUUUCAUGCAUAUAUAUCACGAUAUUAUUGUUGAUCUCUAGUAAUA